Molecule: messenger RNA, 2898 nt
Organism: Setaria italica (foxtail millet)
Lineage: Eukaryota; Viridiplantae; Streptophyta; Magnoliopsida; Poales; Poaceae
Product: interactor of constitutive active ROPs 2, chloroplastic
Exons: 3
Coding region: 1097-2635 (512 amino acids)
Source: RefSeq, a predicted model, not a curated record
CCUCAUUUCAUUUCAUUUCAUCCCGCUUCCAUGCUAAAUUCCAUGUGCCGUCUGAUGAUUGCUGCAUAUGCAUGCUUUGUUUAUUUUCUCUUCUGCAUCAAUCCUGGCGAUGUUAGAUUCUCCCCUCCAAGUCAAUGUGUUGCAUAUGCACCGUGGUUUCUCUCUCUGAUUUGGUCUUCACUCGUCAGUUUGGCCAUUACCCCCAUGUUCUAUUUCAGCACGCACGAGCUAUGAGCCUAUGGCUGGACACGUCUCACGAAAGUUCAUGGAGAACUGUUCAUACUCAUUGGUCAUCGCUCAAUGAUAACAAAUAAAAAAAGAACAAAGACUCCGAUCACCCACGGUUGCUGCACUGAAUUUACCAGCGGCGAGCUGUGAGAUGGAAUUAUGCGAUUGGGCGGCUCUAAACUACGCUUUCCCCCUUUUAUCGCCAUCUGUCUGUCCUCCCUUUCCAUUUAUUUUUAUCUUUUCACGGAGCCGAGGAGGAAGCGACCAAGUUUUCAAAUCAGUGCCGCAUGUGACCGUGACUGUUCGCAGAUAGCUCCAUGCGCAAGGGCUGUCCCGUUCUUGAGCUCGGAGCCAAGGAGGACAGGCAGGUCCACUUGUUGCCUAACCCGCAUCUGUAAAGCAAAGCACUCCCCCCCUCCCUCAUCACUCAUCAGUCAUCGCCCUCUGCCCUUUUGAUCCCGCCCGUGCUUGCCUACGCGGCGGAGGAGAUUAUGUUAAGCUAAUGCUGCGGCCCCCCUUUCCUCGGCUCCCGUCCCAGCUCGGCGUUGCUCCUCCCCUCCUCUUCUUGUCGGCCUCUUGCGCUUUCCGGGCCUCGGAUUCUUUGUUGUGCUCCCCCAUUGCGUCUUGCUGCUUCUCCGCUUUGCAUCUGGGUUGAGCUGGAGCAUCGAUCCGCCUUGCUCAGCGGGAGGCGGCUUCAGAUACAAUCCACCGCGCUCUUUAGUUUGGUUCCCCCAUCAGAGCUUUGAAUCAGUUCUACUCGAUUUGGAUUUUGGAGUCUCCCAAAGCGAAAGUUUUCCCCUUUCUUUUGGCUUGCAUUUGGCAUUUUUGACAUGAGGAGCGCCGCUGAAAUUUCCUCCCUGUUCUAAGCAUGCUAUCCUUGAACAAAAUGCAUUUUCUCAAGUUGUAUACCAGCAGCAACAGCUCCAGGAAUGGCUCCGUGGAACACCCCACUCGGACGUCCUCCCAGGGAAGCAACAAGGCCGGCCGGACGGGGAGGCUGGCCGAGUCGCCCACCGGACUCAGCCUCAAGGUCGACCGCCGCUCGCCGAUGAGCGCCGAGAGAGAGAAAAGGAGGCCACCGACGACGAAGCUGUCAGAGCUGGAGUCCCAGCUGUCGCAGCUGCAAGACGAGCUCAAGAAGGCCAAGGAGCAGCUCCACUCCUCCGAGGUCUCCAGGAAGCGGGCCCUGCAGGAGGCCGACGACGCCAGGGCCCAGGCCGCCGCGGCGUCCGCGCAGGUGCGCAACUCCGAGGCCCAGCUCGCCGAGCUCUCGUCCGCCGAGGAAGCCCGCCUCCUGGAGCUGCGCCGGCUGUCGCAGGAGCGCGACCGGUCGUGGCAGUCGGAGCUGGAGGCCCUGCAGAAGCAGCACGCCGCGGACUCGGCCGCGCUGGCCGCGGCCAUGGGCGAGGUGCACCGCCUCCGCGUGCAGCUCGCCGCCGCGGCGCGCGCCGACCACCGGCAGGACGUGGUGGAGGCGCUGGCCACCAUCGACGAGCUCAGGGUCAAGCUCAAGGCGAGCGAGGAGGCCGAGGCGCAGGCGCGCGCCAUGCACGAGGAGUGCAAGCAGCAGCUGGAGGCGAGCCGGGCUACGAUCGACUCGCUGCUGACCGACGGCUCCAAGCUGAUGGACUCCUUCAGCCUCGUGGUCAAGGAGCUCGAGGAGUCGCGCGCCAAGGCCAAGGCUCUCGAGGAGGAGAUCGCCGAGGCGUCGUCAAGAGCCGCCAGCGAGCGCUGCAACUGCUCGGGCUCGGAAGCCGCCGAGCUGAGGUCGGAGUUGGAGGCCGCGGAGGCCAGGUAUCAAGAAGAGAAGAUCCUUAGCACCGUGGAGACGCAGUGCGCGUACGAGCUCAUGGACCAGAUAAAGACUGAAUCCGACCUGCGGCACGGCAAGCUCGCCGCGGCACUCGAGAGCGCCAAGUCCGAGGUCAUCUUCCUCAAGGCGAGCCUGUUCGACAAGGAGUCCGAGCUACGGCGCGCCCUGGACGCGAACCAGAAGCUGCAGGCCGAGGCGAGAGCGGACACGUCGGCAGACGCGCUGAAAGAGCAGCUGCAGGGCGCGCUGCAGGAGAACGGGCAGCUGAAGCAGGAGCUACGCCAGUACGAGUCCGAGAAGGGCUCCGCGACGGCGAGGACGCCGGAGGCCGACGCGGCGGAGGCGGCGAAGAAAGGGGAGAUGGAGACCGAGCUCCGCCGCCUGCGGGUGCAGGCCGAGCAGUGGCGGAAGGCCGCGGAGACGGCCAUGGCGCUGCUGACGGUGGGCAAGGGCGGGAACGGCAAGGUCGUGGAGCGGAGCGAGUCGUGGGAGGGCGGCAAGUACGCGGGCCUGUGCGAGGACUUGGAGGACGACGCGGCGGCGAGGAAGAACGGCAACGUGCUGAGGAGGAUCAGCGGGAUGUGGAAGAAAUGAGGGGCGAUCGGCCAGCUGAGCGGCGGCGGCGUGGCUUGUACCGCUGCUCCACGGAGCCCUGGGUCUCUCUGGUGUAAUUGUUUUGCCGGGUCGUGUGGUGUAAAAACAUAGAGUGCUGUACUGGUUGGGGUAAAACAUGCUCAUAUCAUAGCUGUAUUAUACAACGUGGAAUAUGGAGGAUCAAUUCAUCCGGGUGUGACAGGUCGUGGUAGGGAUCACUUAUAGUUGCAUUGAACAGUGAUUAGCCAUCAAGAAUUCGAGUU